AUGGCUGACAAGAAGAUUAAGAUCGGAAUCAACGGUUUCGGAAGAAUCGGUCGUUUGGUCGCUAGAGUUAUCCUUCAGAGGAACGAUGUUGAGCUCGUCGCUGUUAACGAUCCCUUCAUCACCACCGAGUACAUGACCUACAUGUUCAAGUACGACAGUGUUCACGGUCAAUGGAAGCACAACGAACUUAAGUUGAAGGAUGAGAAAACCCUUCUCUUCGGCGAGAAGCCAGUCACUGUUUUCGGCUUCAGGAACCCUGAGGAGAUCCCAUGGGGUGAGGCUGGUGCUGACUUCGUUGUUGAGUCCACCGGUGUCUUCACUGACAAGGACAAAGCCGCUGCUCACUUGAAGGGUGGUGCCAAGAAGGUUGUCAUCUCUGCCCCAAGCAAAGACGCUCCCAUGUUCGUCGUUGGUGUCAACGAGCAUGCAUACACUUCUGACCUUAACAUUGUCUCCAACGCUAGUUGCACCACCAACUGCCUUGCUCCCCUUGCUAAGGUGAUCAAUGACAGGUUUGGUAUCGUUGAGGGACUCAUGACCACCGUCCACUCUAUCACUGCUACCCAGAAGACUGUUGACGGUCCAUCAAGCAAGGACUGGAGAGGUGGAAGAGCUGCAUCGUUCAACAUCAUUCCCAGCAGCACCGGAGCUGCCAAGGCUGUUGGAAAGGUGCUUCCAGAGCUCAACGGAAAGUUGACCGGAAUGUCCUUCCGUGUCCCCACCGUCGAUGUCUCAGUUGUUGACCUCACAGUUAGACUCGAGAAAGCUGCAACCUACGACGAAAUCAAGAAGGCCAUCAAGGAGGAAUCUGAAGGGAAACUAAAGGGAAUCCUUGGUUACACCGAAGAUGAUGUUGUUUCUACCGACUUCGUUGGUGACAGCAGGUCGAGCAUUUUUGACGCAAAGGCUGGAAUUGCAUUGAGCGACAACUUCGUGAAGCUGGUGUCGUGGUAUGACAACGAAUGGGGUUACAGUACCCGUGUGGUCGACUUGAUCAUGCACAUGGCCAAGACUGCCUAA
Molecule: messenger RNA, 1020 nt
Organism: Microthlaspi erraticum
Lineage: Eukaryota; Viridiplantae; Streptophyta; Magnoliopsida; Brassicales; Brassicaceae
Source: the annotation of a GenBank genome assembly